AUGUCCAGCUGCUUAGGACGUAGGGGCUGGGGCGUUGGCGGAUACUAUAUCCCGCAAGACUGGAGUAGCCGGGGGCAGACUGAGAGGCGCGGGUGGGGGAAGGCUGGUGACGUCACCGCGCCUACUUUAGAAGCUGUCAAAGGGCCAGAGCCAGAGGAGCGGCGGGUGCCGCCAGUGAGUAUGGCGGAGUACGCGAAGAGCCGAGGGUUCAUCGCGGGUAACUCCGUGUCGCGGGGAGAUCCCGACGGCGGCGAUGUGGCGGAGUACGCCAAAGGCAUCCUGGGCAACUCCAUGCUCGAGGACGAUCCCAACGCCAACUCUUCCAUCGACCCGGAGGAAGUCAUCAAGCCCAGGUGGGGCCCGAACCACAAGGGUGCAAAGGAGUUAGCCAACCUUUACAGCAGAGGAAAAAGGAUACAAGAGUGCCUAAGUCUCGCUGUAAGCCUAGCUCUUAUAUUGUGCAAUAUCGUAUACAUCAUUAUGUACAUUCGUUAUGAAAAUUUAUCGUCAGUUCUUUUAGCAGCGAUAGCAGGAAUUAUUUCGGCUGACUUUACAUCAGGGUUAGUUCAUUGGGCAGCAGACACAUGGGGGUCAGUCGAAUUACCUAUCAUUGGAAAGCAUUACCUGAGGCCUUUUCGUGAACAUCACAUUGACCCGACAUCAAUAACCCGCCACGACUUCAUUGAAACAAAUGGAGAUAAUUUCAUGAUAACGAUACCCGUAUUGGGGUACCUCCUUUGGGGGUUCGCUACAGAAAGUUCUGCGCACAUUAAAAGAAGCUUCCCAUUUAGAGCUUACCUCUUCCUAUUUUCUAUGUUUAUAGCAAUGACCAAUCAGGCAAGAUGGGUGACGUGGUUACAGUCAUUUCAUAUAAUCCUGCCGAGGUGUCAUCAUAGACUGCAUCACGUUUCACCUCAUGAAAGUUAUUACUGUAUUACAACCGGCUGGCUUAACUACCCUCUGGAAUAUAUUCGAUUCUGGCCAGCUCUUGAGUCUGUUGUAUCCAAGUUCACAGGGAGUAAGCCCAGGCAAGAUGACAUGGCGUGGGCUCAGAAAAGAUUAUAG
Molecule: messenger RNA, 1065 nt
Organism: Nezara viridula (southern green stink bug)
Lineage: Eukaryota; Metazoa; Arthropoda; Insecta; Hemiptera; Pentatomidae
Source: the annotation of a GenBank genome assembly